This is a messenger RNA of Cuscuta campestris, 713 nucleotides long. The record is from the annotation of a GenBank genome assembly. Lineage: Eukaryota; Viridiplantae; Streptophyta; Magnoliopsida; Solanales; Convolvulaceae.
GACUAGAAGAAGUUAGAGCCAACAAGAGUUCGUUUAGAGCCCGUUUAAGCUCCAUAACACCUCUAAAGUCUCGGUUCCUUACUAGUCUUCAACAAGUCUGUUUCACUUUCUCUCUCGAACUCGAGAGGAAGAAAUGCUUGCAAAUCCCAAACUUACCAAUGCCUUCAAAGCUUCCCAAGACUCAUCAAGUGACGAAUCGAGUGAGUCAAGUGAUGAAUCAAAUGACUCAAGCACAUCCGAAGAGUUAAAUGACAAAGAAGAUGAAGAAAAGGCGAUGAGAAGGAAGUAUACGAAUUUGCUCAAAUGGAAAAAGCAUGUGAAGAGGAAAGAAGCAUAUUCAAAGCCGAAGAAAGAACAACAUAAGCUAAGGAACUUGAGUACAUACCCAAAUCAAGAAUAAAUGAAGAAAUUUUUAUGAUGUGAACUUUGAAAAGAUUUAUUAAAAAUAAAUCAUGAGAAUAAAAAAAAUGAAUUAAGUAAGAGAACCUUUUUUAGUAAAGGUCAAUUAAAUCAAUUUUGACUCUAUCAAAGUCAAACACCCAAAAAUAUGAUGACAGAAAAAGUAUUAAAAAUAAAUGUAAAAAUUAUAUCGUUAGAUAGAGUUUAAUUGUCUAAUCACAACGAUGCAAACGGAAUUCAAUUCGGAGAAAGUUGGACCAAAAAGUGUACCCCAACUGGGACCAAAUUAGUCCCAAUCAAGGACUUAUGUUUAG